Molecule: messenger RNA, 6171 nt
Organism: Penicillium argentinense
Lineage: Eukaryota; Fungi; Ascomycota; Eurotiomycetes; Eurotiales; Aspergillaceae
Gene: cch1
Product: calcium channel protein CCH1
Exons: 4
Coding region: 1-6171 (2056 amino acids)
Biological process (GO): calcium ion import across plasma membrane
Cellular component (GO): membrane; voltage-gated calcium channel complex
Molecular function (GO): calcium ion binding; high voltage-gated calcium channel activity
Source: RefSeq, a predicted model, not a curated record
AUGGCACCGAAUAGCCAUAAUCCUGGCGAUCAUGACAGCCCCUCCUCGAGCCAGAUCCCACUGCAGGAUCUCUCGAGGCCAGAUGGCCCCGCAGAGGAGCGCGGUAGAGGUCGCGCCAACAGCGCGGGGGCGGGAUCUUUUCACGACGAGGAAUCACCGAUUGACACGGUGUACGCGAGCAGGAAUCCAUUCCGGGUUCCCCCUGAUGCGCGCGAUGAGGAGGCUGACCACCACGAUCUCGGGGAACUUGCUCAAGCAAUGUCGUUCGGCCUAAGCUUCGACGAGCCGUAUUCGCGAUCUUCAUUAUCAGGCCCCUCGGCUAUGCACGGUUACCACGAUGGCCUCGACAAUGUGCCUUUGGAUGAGUACCCUUCUCACGAACCCGACUUUCACCCACCUCCGACGGACGCGGAGGACGAUACCGCACGAUUGACGGAUCCUCGAUGGCUACAACCGAUCAGUGGCGUCUCCGCUUCGGACAGGGAGAGGCGUCUCAGCGAUGCCGAUUCCGCAGGCGGCUCCCGGCUCGGUGACGAUCUACCUCAUCUAGAGGAGGGUCUGGGACGUGGGAGUGGGAAUAGUGCUAGAUCUCGGUCCUUAUCGCCUUCUUCAGCUUCCGGAGGAGCUCUACAGCGUGCAAGCUCGAUGGUCAAAUCAAUGUCGCAACGUGUGGUCAACCUGAGUAAUGAACCUGAAGUCGUCCAACAGUCGAUCGAAAGGGAGGAGUCGAAUAAGAACGCAAGGAUGGAUGGGCCUCCAAUACUCCCCGCAAUGAUGGACAUUGGGAAUGAGCCUGGUGCAGAAGCCCAACGAGCGAGAGAGAAGCGGAACUCGUCCAGAAUGUGGAAACAUCGAAACAACCCAUUCCGAGGCAGGUCACUCGGGAUUCUGGGUCCGAAUAAUCCGCUCCGCCUCUGGCUGUGCGAUAUCCUCGUUCAUCCGUUCAUGGAACCCUUUGUGCUGGUCAUCAUCAUCAUCCAGACCAUUCUACUCAUUGUGGAAUCCUCCAAGUCAGUGUUCAACCGAACCCCCGCUGUGCGAUGGGCCUCUACUCCCUUGGAUUGGGUAUUCCUCCUCAUCUUUUUCAUCUAUACCCUCGAAAUUUCGGCGAAAAUUCUGGUUUCUGGUUUUAUUUUCAACCCGUCGGAAUACAGUACUCUGAAUCGGUCACUAGGCAUCCGGAAAGCGGUUGCAGAGAAGGGCAGGAACCUCAUUACUCCUCACCGACAGAUGACCGCCAAAAAAGUGUCAUUUGUACAGUCAGAACCCCAGUCAUCCAUCAUUCGCACAUUUACCGGAAUGAAUGGAUUGGAUGCCGAUUCAUAUGACGAUCCUCUGCACAAGCGCCGUGUAAUUUUACGGAGUUUGAAACGGGCUGCACCUCUUCUAGUUCAUGUUGCAUUUCUCAUCGGCUUUUUCUGGCUGCUUUUCGCCAUUGUCGGCAUCCAAAGCUUCAAGUCGAGUUUCAGGAGAAAUUGUGUCUGGGUUGAUCCAGAGAAUCAGUCGAACUUCACCCAAAAUGAUCCUUACGGUUCCUUACAAUUUUGCGGAGGGUAUCUCGACAAUGUCACAAACGAGAAAAGGCCAUGGAUCAACACCUUGAGCAAUCCUGCACAGUCUCCCAGGGCGAAAGGGUACAUAUGCCCCAAAGGCUCCCUCUGCAUCGAAGGCGACAACCCUUACAAUGGAACCAUGAGCUUUGACAACAUUGUGCAAUCGCUAGAACUGGUUUUUGUAAUCAUGAGCUCUAAUACCUUUACCGAUCUGCUCUAUUACACCACCGACAGUGACUACCUCGCGGCAGCUCUUUUCUUUGCUUGUGGCUUGGUUCUCCUGGGUCUCUGGCUCGUCAAUUUGCUGGUUGCGGUCAUUACCCACUCUUUCCAAGUUAUCCGAGAAGAGAGCAAACGAAGUGCUUUCGCGGUUCAACAGAUCGAUGAGGUUGAAGACGGGGAUGCCUCAAAUCGCAGAAUCAGCGGACUAAAGCUACUUUAUGACAAGACUUAUUGGCUUUGGAUUCUCAUCAUAAUCGUUGAUCUCGUCAUACAGGCCUUGAGGAGCAACACUAUGUCUGAAGAUCGACGUAUCUUCAUUGAUACCUCAGAGACUAUCUUCACGCUCAUCUUCCUUGUAGAAAUUGUCCUCCGAUUUGCCUCGGACUGGCGCGUUUUCCAUCGGAGCCGUCGCAAUUGGUUCGAUACCUUCCUUGUCGUCAUUACAUGCAUCAUCCAGAUACCCGUGAUCCAUCAAUCUGGUCGUCCUUACACCGUUCUCACGCUCUUCCAAAUAUUGCGGGUGUACCGUGUUGUCCUUGCGUUCCCAGUCACAAGAAAGCUGAUCAUGAUUGUUUUCCGCAACGUCGUCGGUCUGCUCAACCUGAUCUUCUUCUUGUUCCUGAUCACAUUUUUGGCGGCCAUUUUCGCGACCCAACUUUUCCGCAGCCAAAUUCCCCCGAACAACCCAGAUGGAGACUCCAUUAGCAUCACAUUUGCUGAUAUCUAUAACUCUUUCCUUGGAAUGUAUCAAAUCCUGUCGAGUGAAAACUGGACAGAGAUUCUGUACGACGCCACCGCUUACACCGUCAAUUUCAAUACUGGAUGGAUUUCGGCCGCGUUCUUCAUUCUGUGGUUCAUUGUCGCUAACUUCAUCAUCUUGAACAUGUUCAUUGCUGUCAUUCAAGAGAGUUUCGAUGUCUCUGAGGACGAGAAGCGACUGCAACAGGUUCGAGCAUUUUUGGAGCAGAGAAACACUUCGGGAGCGGCCCAAAGCAAUCUGGCGCUUUCAAAGAUCCUCCGACUGGGCCGGGACAACGACCGUUACAAGGACCCACUCGACCACGCCCCUGCAGCGCUGGAAAUGUUGUUGAAAGACGCCGUUGUUCGUGAAUUCCUCAACGAGGAGGAUGGAGACGAAAAAGCGGAAGGAGAAGGUGGACAGGGACCGAGAAAUCCCCGCAGAGCCAGUGGAGUCCAUGAUGAGACAGCAGCGGAAGCUGUCCAGCCAGGCGCACUUUCGCGGUUAUGGACCAGGGUCACUUCUCUGGUUAUGGGCCGGGAGCCGAACCCAUUCUAUGCCAAGCUUCAAUUUUCUCGGGCAUACGAAGACCUCGAUCCCAGGACUAUGGCCAAAGAGGUGGUGUCGGCAGAAGCGGCGAGAAAGAAAGCCCAGCGAGAGUAUCUUGUGAAACACCCGAACUACAACAAAUCGUUGUACAUGUUUCAUCCAACCCACCCCGUUCGCAGGCUCUGUCAGCGGAUCGUGGGACCUGGACGUGGCCACCAGCGCGUCGAGGGUGUGGACCCGUACAAACCCCUGUGGUAUUCUUUCUCGGCAUUUAUCUAUGCUGCGAUUGUGGCCAUGGUACUGCUCGCCUGUAUCACCACACCGCUGUACCAGCGAGAAUAUUUCCGCACGAAUCGCAAUUGGUUCGUCUACACAGAUAUGAGCUUUGCCAUUGUGUUCACCUUCGAGGCCGCUAUCAAGGUCAUCGCCGAUGGAUUUUUCUGGACCCCAAAUGCGUACUUCCGCAGCUCAUGGGGCUUCAUUGACGGAGUUGUGUUACUCACACUUUGGAUCAAUGUCGGCGGUUCGUUGCAGAAGGACUGGAGCGUGUCUAGAGGAAUUGGUGCCUUCAAGGCACUGCGUGCCCUGCGACUUUUAAACGUCAGUGAUAAUGCCAAAGACACUUUCCACUCGGUCAUCAUCGUCGGUGGUUGGAAAGUCAUUUCCGCCGCAGCUGUUUCGAUGAGUUUCCUGAUACCUUUCGCAAUUUACGGCGUCAACCUGUUCAAUGGGCAGAUGGUGUCAUGCAACGACGAUGAUUUCUCUGGCAGCCUGACUGACUGCGUCAACGAAUAUGCCAGCUCGCCGUACAACUGGGAUGUACUUGCCCCACGAGUCGCAACAAACCCUUACUACGACUUUGAUAACUUCGGUGAUUCGUUGUUCAUUCUUUUCCAGAUUGUAUCUCAAGAAGGCUGGGUCGACGUUCAGAGCAGCGCCAUGCAAAUCACCGGUGUCGGUACCCAACCAGAAGAUGGAGCUGCACCGGAGAAUGGAUUGUUCUUCGUUGUCUUCAACUUGCUUGGAGCAGUGUUCGUCUUGACCUUGUUUGUGUCUGUUUUCAUGCGUAACUACACAGAACAAACUGGUGUGGCCUUCCUGACUGCUGAACAACGUUCAUGGUUAGAAUUGCGGAAGCUGUUGCGACAGAUCUCGCCGUCCAAGCGGUCAUUCAGUGAGAGGAGCGCGAAAUGGCGGCGAUGGUGCUACCGAAUUGCGGUCAAAAAGCAUGGACGAUGGGCACGUUUCGUGACUUGUAUUCUUGUUAUACAUUUGCUGCUCCUGGUUCUGGAAUACUACCCCGAGCCGCUGUGGUGGGAGCAAACCCGAGCCAUUUUGUUUUUUAUCUUCAUGUUCGUUUACCUAGCAAACGUGCUGAUUCGCUUGCUUGGUCUUGGAUGGCACCGAUUCAGCCGCAGCUCCUGGGAUUUGUACUCCAUCCUGGCUGUUCCUGGCGCCUUUGUCACGACGAUCUUGGAUAUUUCUUACCAAACACAAGUGGUACUGGAAUUAAACAAGCUGUUUCUGGUCGCCAUCACGUUGCUGCUUAUCCCACGCAAUAAUCAGCUUGACCAGCUCUUCAAGACCGCCGCAGCUAGUCUACCUGUGAUUGGAAACCUGCUCGCCACCUGGUUCGUCCUGUUCCUGGUGUUUGGCAUUGCCAUGAACCAAGCUUUCGGCCUUACCAAGUUCGGCGGCAACGAGGACCACAACAUCAAUUUCCGAGACUUGCCGAAAUCUCUGAUUCUGCUCUUCCGGUGCAGUUGUGGAGAGGGAUGGAAUGAGAUUAUGGAGGACUUUGCCACCAUGGUUCCUCCUGUCUGCACCUACAACUCCAAUUUCUUUGACGACGACUGCGGUAGCGCCGCUUGGGCCCGCUCUCUCUUCAUCGCUUGGAAUUUGAUCAGUAUGUACAUCUUUGUUUCGCUGUUCGUGUCCCUCAUUUUCGAGAGUUUCUCGUACGUCUAUCAGCGAAGCAGUGGACUGUACGCCCUGAGCCGUGAGGAGAUUCGCCGUUUCAAACAGGCUUGGGCCACCUAUGACCCAGAUGGAUCGGGUUUCAUCUCCAAGGAACAAUUCCCGCGUCUGCUUGGAGAACUGACUGGUAUCUUUGCCAUGCGGGUCUACGACGGCGAGUUCACCGUUGGCGCUAUUCUGGAACAGUGUCGAUCUACACCUCGGGAUUCGGUGCAUUCGCUGCACAGCUCGCUUCCUAUGCGAUCUCGGGAGACAUUGAGCCUCCGGGACUCCUUGAAUCCUUUGCAACCGCCCGACCUUGCAGAAGGAAUUGAUAUCGAGAAGCUUUCUCGGAUUGUCGACCGCAUCCCAGUGGAUAUCAUCCGCGAGCGGCGCCAGCGCCUCAACACCUUCUAUGAGGAAGUCCUCGUUUCGGCAGACCCAGACCGUGGCAUCUCAUUCCACCAGUGUCUGAUGAUCCUUGCUCAUUACAAUGUCAUCAGCGACAGCAAGAGCUUACGCCUGGAAGAAUUCUUGCGCCGCCGCGCGCGCCUUCAACGCGUUCAGGAGGCCGUCCGCCGCAAUACUGUCAUUGGCUUCUUCGACACGCUGUACUGGUCUCGUGAAUUCCGGCGGGCCGUCGAGCGCAAGAAGUCCAGUCGCAUGACGGACAUUCCCCAAUUUUCUGUCCCGGAGAUUUUCGUCGAUGAAGGCGACGAGUCCGAGGAGGUGCCCACGGGCGUCAUGACACCGCAAACCCAGCCGGACCCCGAGUCUCCGUUCGCCCCUAUGCUCUCGCCGACGUCCACCUCCCACCGACGGGCCGAGUCGAGUCCCACUGGUCGCCGCACCGAUCUCCCUCGUCUGGACACCAGCCUCACGGGCCGAUCGUCUGGCGCCAGCACGCCGACCGAGUGGGCUAGUUUUAGUCCCGCGCGCACCCCGCGUCGCAUGUAUGGCGAGCGGUUAUCUUUCGAUAUAGAUGAGCGUCGCGACUCGGCGACAUCUUCCUCGGCCAGCGGAGACCAGUCCCGCCAGAACAGCGCGAUGAGCGUGCGGGAUGUCAUGAACUCGCUGGAUAACUCCGCCUGGGGUGAGAGUAUCCGGCGAAGCUUCACCCAACGGCGGUCGGGUGAUCGAUCUGCUGAAUAG